Molecule: messenger RNA, 2659 nt
Organism: Vigna angularis (adzuki bean)
Lineage: Eukaryota; Viridiplantae; Streptophyta; Magnoliopsida; Fabales; Fabaceae
Product: sucrose transport protein SUC4
Exons: 5
Coding region: 185-1606 (473 amino acids)
Biological process (GO): sucrose transport
Cellular component (GO): vacuole; plasma membrane
Molecular function (GO): sucrose:proton symporter activity
Source: RefSeq, a predicted model, not a curated record
UCGCAAGUUACAACGGAAUCGCACUGAACUGCACCAUACCGCACCACCUUUGCUUCUGCUUCACACCACAGACGAACCGCCACAGAAACAGACCACACAACACACUCUCUCUGUUUUGUGUCAUACCUGACGAAACGGUUUUCGUUAGAGAGAGGGGGCACCGGGAAAAGUGCCGCCACCUGCGAUGCCGAAUCCCGAGGCUAACCGCAGCCAACACUCCCGCUCCCGGGCCCGUGCCUCUACGUCAGCAGCGCCGCGGCAGCCGGUCAGGGCCCGAGCCUCUCUGCGCCAGCUGCUGCGCGUGGCGUCAGUGGCGAGCGGUAUUCAGUUCGGUUGGGCCUUGCAGCUCUCCCUCCUCACUCCCUACGUCCAGCAGCUUGGCAUCCCUCACCAAUGGGCCAGCAUCAUCUGGCUCUGCGGCCCGGUCUCCGGCCUCUUCGUCCAGCCUCUCGUCGGUCACAUGAGCGACCGCUGCACCAGCCGCUUCGGCCGCCGCCGCCCCUUCAUCUUCGUCGGCGCUGUCUCCAUCGUGAUCGCCGUCGUCAUCAUCGCCUACGCCGCCGACAUCGGUUGGAUCCUUGGCGACACCGCCACCUACCGACCGGCUGCCAUAACUGUCUUCAUAAUCGGCUUUUGGAUCCUCGACGUCGCCAACAACGUCACGCAAGGUCCCUGUCGAGCCUUGCUCAGUGAUCUCACCAGCAAGGAUCCUAGAAGGACACGUGUUGCAAAUGCUUACUACUCACUGUUUAUGGCCAUUGGUAAUAUUCUUGGCUAUGCAACUGGAUCAUACAGUGGUUGGUACAAGGUUUUCCCUUUUACACUUUCCCCUGCUUGCACAAUUAGUUGUGCAAAUCUCAAGUCUGCUUUCUUUCUUGACAUUGCUUUUAUUGCGGUCACAACAUAUAUCAGCAUCAUGGCAGCUCAUGAAGUGCCUCUAAAUUCUAAUGUGGUGGCCCAUGCUGAAGCAGUGGCCGAGGAGUCAGGUAGUGCCGAAGAAGCUUUCAUGUGGGAAUUAUUUGGGACAGUCAAAUAUUUUUCAACCCCUGUAUGGAUAAUUCUGUCUGUUACUGCUCUCACAUGGAUUGGAUGGUUUCCAUUUACUCUAUUUGAUACUGAUUGGAUGGGUCGAGAGAUUUAUGGUGGUGAUCCAAAUCAAGGCCUUAUAUAUGAUACUGGAGUUAGAAUGGGAGCACUUGGUUUGUUGCUUAAUUCAGUUGUUCUUGCAUUGACAUCAUUGCUCAUGGAAAGGUUAUGCAGGAAGAGGGGGGCUGGUUUUGUGUGGGGAAUCUCAAAUAUCGUGAUGACAUUUUGCUUUCUUGCAAUGCUUGUAUUAACCUAUGUGGCCAGUAGCAUAGGCUAUGCAGGCAAAGAUCUACCUCCACCUGGCAUUGUGAUAGCCGCAUUGAUUAUCUUUACCAUUCUUGGGUUUCCCCUGGCAAUCACUUAUAGUGUUCCAUAUGCCUUAAUUUCCACACAUAUCGAGUCUUUAGGACUUGGCCAAGGGUUAUCAAUGGGUGUCCUAAAUCUGGCAAUAGUGGUCCCACAGGCUGUACAAAUGGUCCUAUAUUGGGAAAUAUCAUCUCCAAUGUGUUGUUCCUUUUGAAGCUUUAUUUCUAUAGUUCUUGGGACGGUUCUGAACUGUUGAAGAAGUGGAAAGAAGGUGAAAGUUGCCAAAAUUGUUAGAAUGGUCCCAGUGAAUGGGCUGCCACAUGGGAGCUGGCAUGGCAAUUAGAGUCCGUUUACUUUGUGCUUUUAUUUCCGAUUUUGAUUUCUGUUUUCAAUUUUUAGAUGGUUGUUGGGGAAACAUACACAACAAAGAAAAAAUGUUUUCAAUGUUUUCUACACGAGUCUUUGAUAAGAUGAAACAAAUUGAAAUCAAGGUGUUACUUUUGUAAUUAAAAAAUAUAAAAAAAUGAGAAUAAGAAAUAAAAACAGUAAAACUGAUCCUUAAUGUGCCGCAUUAGCAUGUCUGACAUUUAGUUUACUAAGGAAACAAUUGUAUUAACUUGAGUGAUGAUAUUCAAUUUUAGAUACUGUGUGAACCAUGUUCAUAGUAAAAAAAAAGGAAAAUCCAUUUUGGAACUAUCAUGAGAUCUUAAUCAUUUCUGGGACUAAGUUGGCAGCAGCCUACAGUUUUAGGGACUGAACUGUUGAUGUCUUAUGACUAGGCUUCUACUUGUGGGUCAAUGUUGGCAUAGGUAGGGCACUUAACACGCUACAUUAGCACGCUUGUUGCCAUUUUUGAGUGGGGGUAACGGAUGGAAUAAGUUGAGAAUCUUCUAUUUUAGAGUAUUUAGACAUUUUAAUAAUUUCGAAGACUAAAUUGACACACUUCUACAGGACUAAAGUUAUGAUUCCCUCAAGAAAUAGAAUUUGAAUUGAUUUGCAAAUCAUUCUCUUGUUUGUAGGAGCACCUCUAAGAUAAAUUGAAUUUAUUUUGUUUCAUCAAAUUUGUUUACCACCCUUAUUUAGAAUUUAGGUAAAAUAAAAUCACUAAUGUAAUGUGGGCAAAGAUUUCAUUUCUAAUAAAUUAAAGCUAAAGUCAAAUUUAAUCCAACCAAGCAUACUAGUAUGUAGUUUUUAGCAAAUAAUGUUGUGCUCUCUAAGUGGAAACUUUAUAAAAGAGCAAUACUUAUGAAGUGUUUUCGGUCCCAGA